Molecule: messenger RNA, 3250 nt
Organism: Larimichthys crocea (large yellow croaker)
Lineage: Eukaryota; Metazoa; Chordata; Actinopteri; Sciaenidae
Gene: heatr3
Product: HEAT repeat containing 3
Exons: 15
Coding region: 137-2182 (681 amino acids)
Biological process (GO): ribosomal large subunit biogenesis; protein import into nucleus
Source: RefSeq, a predicted model, not a curated record
UGGUGGCAACGACCGCUUUACGGCAGGGAGCAACCAUCCACAUGGCCUUUAACCAGGCAGCAGCCGGAGUGUUUGUCGGAGCACAGGAGCAGCAGUCACCGUACAUGCCGCAGUUGGCACUUUAACAGGAGCUGAAAUGGGUAAAAGUAAAACCACGAAGUUUAAAAGGCCGCAGUUCAACAGUGUCGGGCUGCCGGUGAAUGCUGUGAAAGAAGAAGAGGAGGGGGAGGAAGAGCACGAUGAUGAUAGCUGCCCAGCUGCGGAGCUGCUGGAGAAAUUGCAGAGUCCCAGUGCAGAUGUGCGAGAGUUUGCAUGUGCCAGUAUUUCUCGGGUCGUGCAGCAGAGUCAGACCAUCUCAGGUUUCCUCCAGAGGGAUGCUGUGAGGCGCCUCGGGCCAAUGCUGCUGGACAGCAGCCUGGCUGUCAGGGAGACUGCCACUGGAGCGCUCAGGAAUCUGAGUGCAUGCGGAGGUCAGGAGGUGUGUGAGGACAUGGUGAAGCACGACGUCAUGACUCCUCUGACAGCACUGCUUAGAGAGUGCUGUGCUGGUUUUGAGAGCGCCGCUGAGCCGAUGAAAGAGCAGAAGAAUGCAGUGGAGGAUGUAGCCAAUGAGGCUGUGAACCUACUGUGGAAUCUAUGUGAGAGCAGUAGCCAAGCGCUGUCUAUGUUCAACAAAGCAGGUCUCCUGGAUGUUGUCAUCCAGUGUCUGGAGAGACACCCACAGAACGUGGAACUGGCCAUAUCUGCAGCACACUGUUUGCACACUGUGACUGAGGAUAACGCUGAGCUGCUGUGUAGCUUGAACACUGCUGUUCUCAAAGUCCUGGAGAAUGUGCUGCUGUCAUCUCAGCCCAGCAUGGCACACACUCUCCUCAGGACACUGGCUGCAGGGACACUGUGGAACAUGAAGGCCAGUCUGCCUGCUGCCCAUCAGGCCCAGACCCUCAACGCUGUGGUGGCCACCCUGUCACGGUGCCUGGAUCUGGACACGGGUACGCUGAUACCUGAACUCAGACAAGCGGAAGUGAUACGACACAGAAACACACCAGCUGCGUCUGACACAGAAGAGCAAGCUCCAGUAGUUGUGGAGGAGAUGGACGGAGAGGAGGAGGAGGAGGAAGAGGAAGGACCUAAACACAGGAAGAAUGGAAAAGCUGUGAGGGCUGAUAACGACUUCUCUGACCUCUUGCCUAGGGGCAAGGAGGAGCUGAGGGAGGCGACGGCCUUGCUGACAGCCCAGCAAACGUCCUUAGAGAUCAUCGUCAACAUGUGCUGCUCUGACGAUCCUUCUGACGACGAGUGGGAGGAAGAGUCGAGCAGUGAUGAAAGUGACAUGGGUCCAGACGGCCUCUGUGAUGGAGUAUCCAAUCUUAUGUCUCCGCUGUGUUUGUCAGCUGAGGUUCACGGGGCCUUAAUCAGCCACAGCAUCCCUGAAAAGGUCCUGAAAAAGACUGAGUUCCCCAGAAAGGAAGCCAUGGACGUAUGCCAUCAGAAUGCUUCCUGGAGAAGCUUGACAAAAAAAAUGCAGCGUGUGCAGUCCCGAGCGCUGACGUGUCUCCAUAGCAUCCUCUCCACCAUGGAUGCCGAGUCUCUGGGAGGACCGGCAGCCCUGCAGGGAGCAGCACAGCACCUGUCCACCCUGGUGUUUGGUGCAGGAGAAAUACCCAAAGAUGAGGAAUUCCUAGAGGCCGUCAUCAGCGCCAUGCGGUCUCUUUUACAGAUGAUUGCCUCCAAAAAUAUUCCCCAGUGUAUGACCCCCCAGCAGCUGAUGAGCCUGAGCGAAGCAGCCACCCGCUGUGAAGUUGUCAGUGUGAGGGUCAAUGCUGUCGCCAUUCUGGGCAUCACUGGCAGCACAUUAGCCAAAGAGAAGGGCACUGCUGAAACCCUUCAGAUGAUUGGAAACGCUUUACUUCAAGUGGCCACAAGGGAUGCCGACCUGGUUGUAAAUGGAGAGGCCCUCGAUGCCCUGUUUGAUGUUUUUGCAGAUGGAGACGAGGCAGAGACAGCUGCUAAAAACAUCCACUUACUACCUGCACUGAAGGCACUUCAGCCUGUCUUCAAGGCCAAGAUUCGUAAAGAAGGAAGAGGCAAGUACAGCCCUCAGCAGCUUUGUGUGCUCGACAACAUCAAAGUCAACCUGAGGCGAUUCAUUGGUUAUCUGGAGAAGGUGGUGAAAAAAUGACUUUCAGUGAACUUGUAUGGGUUGGACAGAUUUGCUGCCAGAAGCAUGAAUAUGGUUGUAACACCAUCAAGUAUUUAUUAUGUUUGUAGGAAACAAUUUGUUUUGCUUGGUUUAAAUGUUAAUAUCCUCUAAAUAAGGAUUUACUAUUUUACUUAGGGGUGUGAAAGUUUAUUUGUUGUGAAAAAAGAUGGGGUGAAAUCUAACAAGAGUUACUGCAAGUUUCAGUAACGUAAAGUUUUUUUUUUUUUGCUCCCUCAGUUGAUGUAUCAACCCAAAGUGGUUGUCAGACUUGAUUUUGUAUAUUUUCAGGUCCCGCAGUAACAUUUGUAAGUGAUCGGAUGUGGCGAGCUGACACCAGGUCACAUGUACCUUUAAUUCUGUCACAUUUCAUUUCAAGAAGCCGAUCUAUUGGAAAAUCACACACCUGUUUGUAGCAUCACUAAGAUUUUUUUUGUUUCAGAUAUUGUGAAAUAGACUCAUAAUUUUAUUGAGACAGAAAUUGGCUUCCUGAACAGAAAGGGAUAGAUGCACUCACUGCCAACUUUGUGACAACAUUAACAUUUAUUAAGACAGAUGAUUUAACCUUUAGAAAUAUGCACGUUCUCUACCUCUGCCUCUGCUUCCAUUUAGUGCCCACUGUGAGGCCCCACACUCAUGCAUGCAGUGAGCAUUGGUACAUACAUGAACUUUUCUGCCUGCAAGUCACCACAGCAGCCAACUUUCUCCUGAAAGCAUUCUUGUCGGUAAUGUUAUAAAGUAAUUAUACUGAAAAUAGAUCGGGUGCCAUCUGAUCCAUAGUUCAUCAUGCUUUGAGUAACUGUCAGAGGCCAAGCAUUAGCUUUCAUCGAUGCAAUAAAUAGUAAAACAAAAAAAUGUAAUGCUGACUUGCAGCAACAAAUGGCAUUUACCUAAAUGUCAAAAUGAGAAUCAGACACAGAUUCCCUGUAAAUGUAAAUAAAACGGCAUAUCAUUAAUAAUAAAAAAGACACUUUCACGUGAAGUUGAGGGGAAAUGUCAUCAGAAUAUAAAUAAAUACCUUUUUUGAAAUAAAUCCUGAUUUCUUAAACA